UGCAGUCAGAAAUUGGAAACAUUCGGUGAGCAUUCUAAUGUCACAAGCGAAGCUCGAAGUGCGGGUAUAUUUUUACCCCGCUGUGGUUUCAAUCAGAAAAGUAUCGAUAGCUGGGGACCACUCGACUUCAGAGAAGUAUUCUCGCUACUGAUACUGUUGAUGUGGACUAUCUCUGUAUCUCUAUCUCUUGAUACUUCUAUCAGAAAGUUUCCUCCCCUCGUACUCGCUUGGGCAUAUUCCAUGAAUAAGGUUGACACUGUAGACCUCCGUUUGCAGGGAGGGAAGAGGCCUAGAGGCUAGAGCACAAGAAGGGAGGCCCUAGAUAUUGGGCGUAUGCUUGGGCUUGAUGACGGUGGUGGUGCUGAGUCAGCCGCGUCUGAAGUCUGAAAUCUGAAGGUGGGUGGUUCGAGGGGGAGACAGCCGUUAGAGAACCCCUGAAACCAACUGUGGGGAGGGUUCAACAUACUCCGUACUCCAUGCGUGGUCCCUUCCAAAGGCAACUGCGUCCGUACUGUGUGUGUCAACUGCCCAAAAACUUAAUCUGUUCUAUUAAAAAAGGAGUUAGGGACUCGUGAAUCCGACGACCUGGCUCACGCCCAAAUUCCACUCACCAUCUGCAAGCUUAAGCCAAUCUGCAACCUGCCAUCCACAUAUCUCGUCCAUCCGCAUUUAGCGCUGUGCCCCGCGCCCGAUUGCAUUCACGACUCCUCAUAUAUUGGCAAUCUGCAGAACUGACAUCUCUAGUUCUCUGGCACGGCACAUCAGACCGAGCAGUUUGAUUGAACACCGCAAGUAGAUAAACACCAGGAGCACGCGACCGCUGCCAUGGAGGAGGCCACAUAUCAAGGGAAGGAGGAGAAGAAGGCAAAGAAUCGCUUCAUGGGCAAGCUGUUCAAGGAGAAGGAAAAAAAGGAGAGAGACGUGGGAGUCAGUGUUGACGACUUUCUCGGCCCAGCGGCGAAUGCAUUCUCUGCAGGCCAGCAGCACUCCAACCAACCGCAAUUGGGUCGGAUUGAUACCUCCAAUGCCUCUCGAUGGCCCACUGCCGCUGAAAUCACCAAUAUAAGACAGCCACGCAGACGAUCCGCCAGCCCAAAGAGAAGCAGAAAGGGACUGAUGGUUCGGUUUGCAAACGAAAAGCCAGAGAUCAUUGGGGAGGGAGGAGACGAAGCCAUGGCCCCCGUUACAGAGAUUGGAGCCCGUCGGAGAUCUAAUACACAUCCAACGACUGGGCAGCCAGUAUCCCAUACUCAACACAAUCAAUACAAUCAGCCUAUGCAACAAAGUCAACCAAGCCAGCUGCCACCAGAUUUCCGGGGCCAUAGCUCAAAUGCCGGUGUAGAGAACCCCGCAAAUUUGGAUACAGGAGACUUUUUCCAACCAAAGUCUCUUUCACGGAGUCUGACUGGCUACCAAUCACGGCCGGUCGAUAAUGAUUCGGUGGAAAGUUUUGGGAGUGGCUAUCCAGAAGCUCCGGCAGGAAAUGAAAUUGGGAAUGGCUCAAUGAAUCAAGCCCCCACCAAUCCUGACGACUACGAACCAACCUCCUUUGCCGCGAGAGUCAGAGCAGAAAUGCGGUCCGGCGAGGGAAGAGCAUUGAUGCAAAAUAAGGAUGAAGGAAGCCAGGCAGAAGAUCCAGAAUUGUCACCACAAAUGAAGCAGCUGCGUAUUAAUACUAUGCGAAAUAGCAUCAUCUCCCCAUCCACAACUGAUAUCCCUGAUUCGCUGCACCCAGGCGCAAACCAAGUGUAUAAACCUUAUCAAGGAGGCUCUUCAGUUAUGGAAAGUCCAGCUCAAAUGUCUCGUUCUUCAACGGCACAAGGAAGCUUCACUGAGAGCCCUGUUCCCCGCUCAUCGCUUUUAAGCAAUUCGGCUCAGCAAAGCUAUGCUGGAAGUUCCGCUUCAUUAUCCCGCAGUAACACAACUUUGCAAGGAGCUGCCCUCGCAGUCGCUGAUGAAGCCGUACAGGAAUUCUCUUCACGCGUCAAACAUAUGUUCACUUUAUUUCGCUUAUCUACCGAGUCUGUUAAGCCGCUCACGAAUUGCACCAUGGAAGAACUCACUAGAAUUUCUCUAUGGUGGUUUCUGAAAGGUAGAAUGAACCUGGAGAAUACGGUACGGGAUAGGCCUUCGUCACAGGAAGGCCAAAAGCGCAGGCUUUUCGCACUACAACAAGCCCAUGCGGAUCUUGCCAAAUCCUUAUGGAUCAACGAGACGGUUGCCGGGCAGCGCCGGGAGAUAUUGGACCCUCAUGGAGCAGAAAAAGACCCGAAUUUGGCUUCUGUCGUGGAGGUCAGGCAAAGUAUUUUAUCUAGCUUGAGAAAGUUGGCCAUGUCCAUGAAGAGGAACGGCUUUAUGCCUGCGGAUCCCAACGAGACGCAAUUGGCACAGGGGAUAGACAACUCGAUCUGGGCACCACAUGAAGGAAGUCAAUAUUUGGUCUCAAGUCAGCGGCCUAAUCUGACGCUAGGUUUAUCUGAUUCAUUCCCACUCGGAGAUACCAACAGAGACUUUCACUUUGGUCGAAUGUUUGUAGACGCGGUACUGUCAGAAGACGCCGAACAUUAUCGGUGCCCAGUAUUGGUAUCCUUAGUCCGCGGACACAAGGAGAAAGAAAUUUCUGCCAUCAUUGCGAGUCAAGACGGCGGUUUGAAAUUGUGCAUCUCUUCAGAUAGCAGUCGUGGGCCUACAUGGAAUGACGUAUCUUGGCAACAGAAGAGUGACUCCAUCAGAGUAGCUUUGCCGAGAGGAUUUACUCUUCGUCUUAACUGCUCUGAGCAAGAUUACCGAAUGAUAUUGGGUUUAUACGAGUACCAGGUCAAGGUGCACUCCGCUCUCGUUCAGCGCCGAGAUGAACUGAUAAUAUUCGAAGUCAUUCUCAGGAGUUUCCAGUACAUCGAUAGUAACCCAGAGUCUAGAUUCCCCAAGGAGUCAUUACCACAAUGUCAUUUCAGAUUAUUUGAAAAGUCAGAAACUUUGCCCGGUGCAUCUGGUGCCGUUACCUUUCACCGAGGAUACCGGAUCGCUCUGAAUACCCACCCAAAGACAAAGAACAGUAGAUCCAUUGAUGAAAAUUUGCCACCAACCCUCCCAAUUCAGUUUGGCUUUCUUCGUGGAGAAGAUGGCGCGCCCGCCAUGCUACUGAAGAUCGUGACGCCAAAAUCGAAUUACAAGGCAAUUUUGACUUUUGAGGACCCUUCUGAGAGAGGCCGUCUCCACGAACUCAUCACUGGUACUGCGCUCGGACGUAGCGAGCAAGUCGUUGCCGAAGCACCAUUACGAGCAUUUUCCCUUUCAGCUUACUCCCGAGACACCAAAGACCUGAAUUGUUUCAAAACACUGGAUUGGAAAGGAUAUCGCGUGAUUAACGAAGACGAAGGUGAUCUGGAAAGCAACAAGGCUGUUCUUUCUACGCACUUGCGCGUAGCUCUUGAUUUCCAAACUGGUAGUCUUACAGAUAGAGUCAAUGUUGGAACAGGAGAGUUGAAAAUUCGUCUCGAUGUCAAAAGCUCGAAGGAACUGAAAAUCUUCCGAGAGCCUCAGCAAGAUAUCACUCUUUCAGUUGUUGAAUCCCAAGUUUCUCAUGAACUUCCACACGAACUCGCACAGCUGCUGGAUUCUGUGGCCAAAGCCCAAUCGGUUCGCACUUAUCUUUUCCCUAGCAUUUCGGACUUACACCUUUUCCAAGCUGCGCUUACCGGAUUUGUUGUUCUCUAUGAUGGUAUGGCUACGUCGUUCAACAUCGCUCGCAGAAGGAUGGUGGUGCCGAUCUACAAGAAAUGGGAUGCCAAUGCAACCCGCCUGCAAGUUGUCCGACGCGAGAAGGUGAUACAACUUCUCGCAUUCUUCGAGGGCUUUAGUCAUGGCGACUGCAUGAGUUUCCCACUUAAAUCUACCGAUAUUUUUGAAACUGGGGGAAAGAGCGGAAAAUGGGCAUUGAAGAUUGUGGAUGCAAAGUUUGCUAUGCCUAAGCCGAAGAAGCAGGAGGGGGUCAGUGAUCAUGAGUUUCUUUGCCUGGAUGUCCCCGAGUUUCCGGGAGAACAUGAUGAUAUCACGAUUAUUUUUGAAACAGAAUCUGGUAUGUUUUCCCCCUUUGGUGGUUUUGUGUCACCUUCCUCUAUUGCGGGGUUCUUUUGACUAAUCAUCACAUUGUCGACAGAGCGUGAUAGAUUUACCCAAACUCUUCCAGCUCAGGCCAAGUUGGCAUCUCGGUUGGGAUCUGUGAGGAGAUAGACGAUUAGAAGAUCGAAAGCUUUUUCCCUUUUUGAAUGUAUGAGCGAGUCUUUACGUUCUUUUAUAGUGGCAUCAUUGGAAGCAAAUCAGCAGGUAAGCAAGCGAGGGACCUGACACUUUCAAUGUUUUUUUUCGUUGGAUAUAGAUUCACCGUUCGUAUGGGAAAGAGGCAUUUUCAUGGCGUUGUUAUGGGGAAUGGACACUCAUUUUUGUGUGUUUGUUCUUGAUGCUUUUAAGCGUAGUACAGAGAAGUAAGCAAAGACGGAUGAUAUCCAUGGAUGCGAGGUAUGUUGAAGAGAUGAGAGCUAGAUAGAGCGAUGAGCA
Molecule: messenger RNA, 4557 nt
Organism: Hymenoscyphus albidus
Lineage: Eukaryota; Fungi; Ascomycota; Leotiomycetes; Helotiales; Helotiaceae
Source: the annotation of a GenBank genome assembly